Messenger RNA from Bombina bombina (fire-bellied toad), 1147 nucleotides. Its product is annotated as rab-like protein 2A. Gene Ontology annotation, cellular component: endosome; Golgi apparatus. The record is from RefSeq and is a predicted model, not a curated record. Lineage: Eukaryota; Metazoa; Chordata; Amphibia; Anura; Bombinatoridae. Gene Ontology annotation, molecular function: GTP binding; GTPase activity.
CGUUUGGUUUACUAGACGCAUGCGCGCUGUGUCGUAGGUGUAUUAGACGCACGCGCGCGCUGUGUCGUAGGUGUAUUAGACGCAUGCGCGCUGUGUGCAGCUGUUGCUAAGCAGUAAGAAGCUGUGAGAGAAUCAUCAUCUGGCACUGGGAAUGCGCACUAUGGAGACUGAUGGGUCUAAAUUCGCUGACCUUGACCAGGAGAAGUACGAUGCUGAUGACAAUGUGAAGAUUAUUUGUCUGGGUGACAGUGCAGUGGGCAAGUCAAAGCUUAUGGAACGAUUCCUGAUGGACGGAUUUCGCCCUCAGCAGCUCUCUACCUAUGCUCUGACGCUUUAUAAAUACACAGCCAGUGUGGAUGGGAAAACCGUAUUAGUGGAUUUCUGGGACACUGCAGGGCAGGAAAGAUUUCAGAGUAUGCAUGCUUCCUAUUACCACAAGGCGCAUGCCUGUAUCCUGGUGUUUGACGUGCAGCGUAAAAUCACAUACAAAAACCUCAACACAUGGUACCAGGAGCUGCGUGAGUUCCGACCCGAAAUUCCCUGUAUUGUCGUGGCUAAUAAGAUUGAUGCUCUUCACUGAUGCCAUCAAACUGGCUGUGUCAUACAAGCAGAAUUCUCAGGAUUUCAUGGAUGAGGUGAUGCGGGAGUUGGAGAACUUUGAGUUGAAGAAGGAAGAGCCAGAAGACGCUUCUGAUAAUGAGGAAUUGUUGGACUGAGCAUACUCAGAGAGACGCAGUAUCUCAAGAAGCUCUCCCUGCUCAUGUGCUUAGACCUGUUCCCCUAAUGCCCAAAUGUGGUGUAGGACUUCAUGAUCAGUAGCCUGUUACUUACACUCUGGGGAAAAUGUUGUUCCCAAAACCUGCUGGGAUCUGGAAUUGGUUGCAGAAUUUAUUGUGGCUUCUCAUCUUGGUCAAGAGCAGAACCAGACUCCUGGGCCUAUCAGCAGCAGUAAUUGUCUAUUUGUUCACCAUAUUGACUGACCUGGAUAUACUGAAUGUAUGAACAUUGUAGUCGCACUAAACCAGCUCUAGCUCAUUCUGAGGUUGGCAAGCAGGUUCAUUAGUGUUGCUGCUAUAUUUUUUGUAGGUGAUUAUAUUAAUAAUGUUUUCUUUUAAAAAUAAAUUAUAAAAAAAAUAUUUGUAACAAA